Acanthosepion pharaonis is the source of this 576-nucleotide messenger RNA. The record is from the annotation of a GenBank genome assembly. NCBI's taxonomy places the organism in Eukaryota, Metazoa, Mollusca, Cephalopoda, Sepiida, Sepiidae.
AUGAUACAGCAAUUAAAUAACCUAACACAACAUGAUCUAUCUAUCUAUCUAUCUAUCUAUCUAUCUAUCUAUCUAUCUAUCUAUCUUUUUUUAACAAUUCACCCCAAGAAAGGCGGGACUUUCAUCUUCUCUCUCAUUUUCUUUAUCUCACAAUUACUUUCGCUUUCUCUUUUUUUCCUUUCUUUCAUUUUCUUUUCUUUCUGUUCUCUCAUUCCCACCCCCUUCCUUUUUCAACCAACUUGCAUUCCCCUCUCUUUCAUUCCCCUUCCUUUUCAACCAACUUGCAUUCCACUCUCUUUCAUUCCCCCCUUCCUUUUUCAACCAACUUGCAUUCCACUCUCUCUUUCAUUCCCCCCUUCCUUUUUCAACCAACUUGCAUUCCACUCUCUCUUUCAUUCCCCACUUCUUACCGACUUUUCUGUCGGUGCUGCUCGGCCCUUUUCCAUCACAGCACUUAAUUUUUGUCCUAUCUAUCUAUCUAUCUAUCUAUCUAUCUAUCUAUCUAUCUAUCUAUCUAUCUCUCUCUCUCUCUCUCUAUAUAUAUAUAUAUAUAUAUAUAUACACAAAAUGAGAUAG